CGGUUGUGUGGUAAUGUGAACAUACAUUUCUGGAAUAUCGUUGGUGCCACAUAGAUUUUGUGCUGAGAACUCAGGUGAAAAAAAGGAGUGUUAUUUCAGAAGUCUCAAAAAAUACGCAAAAGUUAGAACAACAAUGACAAAAAUUACAAUCAUAAAUUACAUCAUUGCAGCUGUUUGCUUAAUAGAUGGACUUGUAGCUCGCCAAAUAGAACUUUCAACAUCUACGCCAUACACUAAUGUGCAACGUAGUACAGAAGUUAUGGAGGAAGAAAUGAACAUUUAUACAAACCUAAAAAUGUGCAUUACAAACCAAACUAAUUCGACUGAAAGUAAAGAAUUGAUCAAGUCAAUGGCUAAUCUAACGAAGAACUUUUAUGAAGUUAUGAAUUGUACUGAAAAUCCUUACAUUUUAGUUUCAUACCUCUAUAAUAUUAAAAACAUUUCUUCCCAAAUAGCACAAACUAUGAAGGCGAUGAUGCAUAAUAUCAUCGGAAUAGUCUGCAAUAUAAGUCAGUGUAUGAGUACAAAAAUUCCAUUAGUCAAGGUUAUAAAAAAAAUCGUCUCAAACAUAAUCAAUGUGUCCAAAGUUUUUAUGUCAUAAUUUAAAUUAUAAAUUAUUUAUGGGUCGAUAUAAUCUAUUUUUACCUGCAUUACAAUAUAC
This is a messenger RNA of Acromyrmex echinatior (Panamanian leafcutter ant), 661 nucleotides long. RefSeq lists its product as uncharacterized. The record is from RefSeq and is a predicted model, not a curated record. NCBI's taxonomy places the organism in Eukaryota, Metazoa, Arthropoda, Insecta, Hymenoptera, Formicidae.